AUGGGUUUGGAGGAUAUUGAUGUAGAUGACCCACCUCUCACGACGUCUGCGACACCACAGACCCAGAAGCAAUGCUCAUCAACUUUGCCUAACCCGCCUGUUACCAAUGUUGUCAAGGGUGCCUCAGCGCCCGUCGAUCUCGUCGAUUUGUUUGGUGAUUUAAAUGUUUCAACUGCUACCCCUGUGGUGGUAACGGCGGCGACUGUGGGGGCCGCAACCAACAGCAAGAACCAGGCACAUUAUGCUGGAAAUACCGCCGACGAUGAUUUUGAGUGGGUUACUGCGAAACCAAGUGUAGCGCCACCAUUGGCACCGAAGAGUUAUCAGGGAAAUGCUGGAACCUCUAACGACCCCCUUGAUAGCUUUUUCUCUCAGGCCGUUCCCACCCCCGCCGCUACAGAGACUGCAAAACCUCCCGACUCUUCUAAUGAUCUGUUCGACUUCUCGGAGCCGGUUGAACGCGUUAAGUACACAAAUGAGAACACCUUACUAGAGGCUUUCGCAAAUCAAGGCAAAGCAAAUCAGGGUGGUGGGAGUAAGGGACCGACACUCGCUGACCUUAGCAAAGGGUCUUCCGACAAUGUGGUGAAGGCUCGCUUGUUAAAGUUGAUGAAUUACUACGAUGUUCUUGGAGUUACGCCUGAUGCCACAGAGGCCGUUAUACGUCAGAGGUUUAAGAAGAAAGCACUUGAACUCCAUCCUGAUCGCGUCGGGCGGGACCAGACACCAGAAGAAGUGGAGUUGUUCAAAGUGAUGACGAAGGCACACGAGGUUCUUACAGAUCCAGAAGAACGGGCGAAGUAUGAUGCUCAGCUUUUGGGUGGUGUGCCGAGCGGUAGCCCCGAUUCUGAUUGGUUCUUUCCACCGAGUUGA
This is a messenger RNA of Trypanosoma brucei brucei TREU927, 873 nucleotides long. Its product is annotated as chaperone protein DnaJ. The transcript has a single exon. The coding region runs from base 1 to 873 and encodes 290 amino acids. The record is from RefSeq and is a predicted model, not a curated record. Lineage: Eukaryota; Euglenozoa; Kinetoplastea; Trypanosomatida; Trypanosomatidae.